Molecule: messenger RNA, 3105 nt
Organism: Adineta ricciae
Lineage: Eukaryota; Metazoa; Rotifera; Eurotatoria; Adinetida; Adinetidae
Source: the annotation of a GenBank genome assembly
AUGACCGAAUCGGCCGAUACUACAACAAAUUAUUUGCCAAGUGAUAAUACCAACAAUGAUAAUACGAUCGAUUUAUAUGUGGUAUCACGACAUCGACAUGAACAGAUCCAAAGCGAUUUUGGUCUAUUAGAUGAUGAUAGCGAAGAUAAUUUGACCAUAUUGGAUUUAAGACCGAUACGUAAAUCAGAUUAUGAUUUAAGUAUAUUCGACGAAUUGGUACAGCAAUGUGACGCUGUUCUAUGUUCAUCAAUUUUUCAUGAAAAGUCUAAACAAUUGACAACUGCCACUAAAAAUUCUCAUCCAUCAGGUCUAAUGGCAACAACAUUAGCAGGAAUGACUAAUGAUUAUCAACGACGUUUUCAAUGUUCGCUUCAAAAACUGAACAUACCUUCCUGGUAUAAUGACUCUGCUCCUUCGUUUAAAAAAUGCAGCAAACCAACAGCGACGUCGGCAAGUCAUUAUAGCCGCGAAGUUCAUCGUACUCCCGAGAUAAUUCAUGUACAACGUCCACAUAGUUAUCGUUCGUAUCGUUCAUCAAAAGGAACAUCGCCAUCCCCGUCAAUACAUUCCUGGCAUCCGCAACAUAUGAUCGAUGGAAUGAACUUUUCUCCAUUAUUACCUUCAUCAUCAACAUCGACUUCUCGUCGUCAUCAUCAACAACAGCAGCAGCAGCACGAAAAGGGCAUUGAACGUGUAUCAAAAUCAAGCCAUUGGUAUCAACCAGCACAGUUUGUAAUCCAGACGAGAAAUGAUCAGAUUAGUACUUCAAAAAAGCCAUCGAUUCGACAAGUAACUUCGAAAUCAAAUUACUACGAUAUUCCAAAACGUCACUAUGACGAUCAACUGACGAUUAAAAUCAAAUCAGAUAGGAAUCGUCAAACCAAUAUUCGCUCGGAUAUACAUGUUGACGAACAAAUUCAUCACUUAAUGGACGAUACGAAUUUCGCUGACGUCAAAAGCACGACUACAUACGAGAAUAACACCCGUAGUACGGACAAUCACUCGUUGACGAACGAUAAGCAACACGACGAUCAACGGAUUAAUCUGAAUGGAUUUCAAACAAUGUCGUUAGCUGAUGAAAAACUCGCGUUUGGUCGUGUCGAAUUAGAGGAUGUAACUGAUGAAGAAGAAAAUGACAAACGACCGCCGACAAAUAACAUCCAUACUGUCGAAGAAAUUGAUGAUGAUAAAAAAAAUAUGCUAUUGGAACGGCUUGCCGUCGAUCUAGUCGAUUCAAUCUUGAAUGAUGUUUUACAUUUCAAAGAAUUUCAACAAGAGCCCGACAUUGACGCCGACAUUCGUGAAUUGUCCGACGACGAAAAUGCACUUCGCGAAUUAGAUGAGAAUGAUGUUAACGGUCCAGAUGAAUUCAUUGUCUUCUCUACUAAAGCAGAAACAUUAGCUGAUAGUUCUGAUCAACCUAAUCAAAUAUCAACAAGCAUACCUCGGGGUAGCUUGAAUCGGCUAUAUACAUUCUCUCGAUCUAGUGACGAUGGUACAGCUCAUUCAAAACAAUCGCCAGAUCAGGAAUCUCCAACAUCAACAUUAAUGAUUGCUGACAACGAACUUCUAACAACUAAUUCUCUCCUGAAUACAAACCCAGACCAAUCGACAAAUACCGAAGUAUAUUUUGAACAAACUCAUCCUGAUAAUUCACUUCCUAUCUAUCGCUCACAUAUACAAAAACGCCAUAUAAAUCUAGGACGUUAUUACGAUGGAAUGAUGCGUGCUGGAACUAGUCAAAUACCAACACACGACUUACGUUGUAAUCUGUUUUCGAAUAACAUAGUACCCCAUGUAUCGACAGAUGGUAUUACAGAGGAAACAGUGCGACAAGGCAGAUUGCUACUCGAUAGUAUACCCAAUGAUACUCAUCUGAAUAAAAACAUUAGCGAAAAUAGCCAUGAACCGCCGCCACCUAUUCGAUCGAUAUUAAAAAAUACUCGCUUUGCUCUCACCGAUGAAUUUCAACCUGAUGAUCAUAUUCUAAGAAUCGAAGAAGAUGAGCGAGCAUCUCCGCGAAGGCUAGUGACUACCACCAUCACAGAAGAGUAUCGUCGAGUUCAACGAAAAACUAUCGAAGAUAUCGAUGAAAGUAAUCUUACACUUGACGUCAGCGAGGAUGUUUGCCGUGAUUCAGGUUAUUCAAGCAACCAAGAACGUUCUAACAUUCAUCAAACAUUAGUACCAUCUGUUUCAAGAAAGAAUCAAUCACCUUAUGAAUUACUAUCAGAUUGUUAUUCAGGCUAUUCAUAUAUUCGAAGUGAUUUCCUUGUUCCAACAAAAAGUCCACUGAUAUCGAUCGUUUCUUCUAUACCAUCGACUACUGACGAAGCUUACGAGUCCGAACAAACAGCUACCACAUCGCCUCGUUCGCCCACAAUGAGUUCAUCAACAGCAACUACAGCAAUUACGCAUCAUAUUCAUCCUAAUCUUGAACAUGAAUUUGAAUAUCCAUCGCCACCACCACCUGUACCCGAUCGUCGUCUUAAGCCAGCUCAUCUGCGCCCAUCGCCUCCUCCAACUAAACCGAGAACGCAUAUACCAGCCAAAACUAAUCAUAAUACAGCAAAGAAAAUCAAAACGAAUAAACCAUCUCCAUUGGAAGUUAUUCAACAUAUCAUAGAAUCAACUACCGACGAUCCGACAUCAUCGGCAGCACGAACAUUGAGUAGUCGACAUUAUUGUGGUUCGAUACCACUAUCGAAUGAGUCGACGACAACAUCAUCAACGCCUAGUUCAGCUAUCAAUACCAAAACAGAUGACAGUUCAAAAAACAAUAGUAAAACAAUCAAUAGUGGAACUUCCUCAACAGAUCAUGACGAUAAUCAAAAGAUCACGUUUACAAGAUCAUCUCUCUCAUCGCUGAAUAUGAGUAAAAUUAAUAAAAAACCUUCAUCAACAUAUUUCGAUGAAACAACAAAUGGAUUAGCUAUUCGUAUAUCAGCAUCAUCAUCUGAUGAACGUGAUUCUGGCAAUAAACAGAAUCUCAAUAGAAUACCAAGACCAAAAGCUGACAAAUCCAUCGAAGGAAUGGUGAAAAAUCGACCCAUGUCCGAAAACCUUAAUUCGCAUCGAUCAUCUGUUUAUGAAACGUCCGUAUAA